Molecule: messenger RNA, 2132 nt
Organism: Hevea brasiliensis (rubber tree)
Lineage: Eukaryota; Viridiplantae; Streptophyta; Magnoliopsida; Malpighiales; Euphorbiaceae
Product: protein CUP-SHAPED COTYLEDON 2
Exons: 3
Coding region: 862-1926 (354 amino acids)
Biological process (GO): regulation of DNA-templated transcription
Molecular function (GO): DNA binding
Source: RefSeq, a predicted model, not a curated record
AGAGAGAUGGCGUGUAACAACAAUGUCUCUGCCAAGAUGAUAAUUUAAUAUUUGUACUGUGCUGACAGAGGAGAUAUGGAACAGCUUUAUCGAUUCAUGGUGAAAUCUCUCCCUCACACAUCUCUUCUUUCUUCUUAAUUUUUUUUUUUCCAUCUCACGAUUUGUUUUGUUUUGUUUUUUCUCUUUCAUCUUUGAAAAAGGACCUCUCUCAUAAAAACUACUUUCUGUUCCUCCCUUUCAUUUUCUUCACUGACAGAGAAUACCUGCACAAUUUCUCACGCACGCACGCAUACUCAAAACGGAACCCCACAGCCCCACUCCUCAGUCACAUACAUCACAUUCAUCUUUCUGCUUACCCUUAUCAUAUCCCCUAGUGAGAGGGAGAGAGGGACAGUGCAGAGAAAACACAGAGAUUUUCCAAGCCAGCCCAGAUCAUAUACCUUCUCAUUAUCAUUUCGUGCCUUUUUACUCCUGCCACUCGAUUCAUCAAAUCAUAUACCUUCUCAUUAUCAUUUCUGGCCUUUUUACUCCUGCCACUCGAUUCAUCAAAUCCCCAUGAAACCCCUCUUCCCUCCUCCCCCCUUAUAAUAAUUCUUCCUUUCACCCAAUCAACCAAACCCGCUAACUAGUAACAAAGAUAACGAAACCCUCUCUCUUCUUCUCUCAUACUCUGCUUUUCUUCUCAUGGUUUACAAUUUUUGCAUGCCGUUUCGUGGCUUUGGUAUUUAGAAAUUUAGCUAUGUGGGUUUUGAUCGAUAUUUGACAUUGUGUGUAGGAUUUUCGCUUUCUUUAUCCUUCUCCAAAGGUUUUAGAGCUUAACUAGGCUUCUUUCUUGAAUUUAAUUGGGGUUUCUUCAAGUCCAUGGAUAGCUACCGCCAUUUUGACAAUGGUGAUGCCCAUUUGCCUCCUGGAUUUAGGUUCCACCCAACUGACGAGGAGCUUAUCACAUACUAUCUUCUCAAGAAGGUUCUUGAUGGCAACUUCACUGGCAGAGCCAUUGCUGAAGUGGAUCUGAACAAGUGCGAACCAUGGGAGCUUCCUGAGAAAGCUAAAAUGGGAGAGAAAGAGUGGUACUUCUUCAGCCUGAGAGAUAGGAAGUACCCAACUGGGCUGAGAACUAAUAGAGCCACUGAAGCUGGUUAUUGGAAGGCUACUGGGAAAGACAGGGAGAUUUACAGCUCAAAGACUUGUGCACUCGUGGGAAUGAAGAAGACAUUGGUGUUCUACAGAGGUCGAGCCCCUAAAGGAGAGAAAAGUAAUUGGGUUAUGCAUGAGUAUCGCCUUGAAGGCAAAUUUGCUUACCACUAUCUCUCCCGGAGUUCCAAGGAUGAGUGGGUCAUCUCCCGAGUGUUCCAGAAGAGUGGCGGCGCCACCUCUAGCAGCAGCAGUAGCAGCACCAAGAAAGGCCGCUUUAACAACACCAUCAACCUCUACCCAGAAGCCAGCUCCCCUUCUUCGGUCUCGCUACCACCUCUCCUGGACCCUACCACCACCACCGCCACCACUGCUGCCUCGACGACAACUCUCAACGACCGUAACAGCUGCUCCUAUGACAGCCAUGCUCAAACUGAGCACGUGUCCUGUUUCUCCACCAUUGCAGCCGCUGCUAACCAGAACAACUUUGAAUUUGCUUCGCCACCACUCCUCCCGGCUACUGAUCCGUUUGGACGGUUCCCAAGAAACAUGGGUGUCUCUGCUUUUCCCAGCCUGAGGUCCCUGCAGGAGAAUCUUCAGCUGCCUUUCUUUUUCUCUUCCCCAUCACUGUCUGCUGCAGUGCCAUAUAAUGGAGGAGGUUCUAGUGCCAUGAAUUGGAUGGCAGGUUCGGAUGAGGGGAGAGUCGAUGGUGGCCCUGCUAGUGGGGGUGGUGGUGGAGGUGGAAGGGUGGGGAUGGGUCUCACAGAGCUUGACUGCCUGUGGUCCUACUGAGUCUUUAACGCUCAAGCUAAUGUAAUGCAAAAUGUCGAGUGUUAAUUAUCCUUUUAUUAUCCAUGGUUGAUGUAUGGGGUCUCUUAAUGCAGGUUACUGUCUAUGAUGGUAUUAUUAGGGCUAUCUUUAGGUUUUUUUAGUGAUUUUCGAAGUAUCAUGACUCUGCUACUAUAUAUUAAUGUUAGAAAGUGACUUGUAUUGUUAUA